Messenger RNA from Raphanus sativus (radish), 3045 nucleotides. Its product is annotated as cysteine and histidine-rich domain-containing protein RAR1. Gene Ontology annotation, cellular component: nucleus; cytoplasm. Gene Ontology annotation, biological process: defense response to bacterium; defense response to fungus. The transcript has 6 exons. The coding region runs from base 2334 to 2897 and encodes 187 amino acids. Lineage: Eukaryota; Viridiplantae; Streptophyta; Magnoliopsida; Brassicales; Brassicaceae. Gene Ontology annotation, molecular function: Hsp90 protein binding. The record is from RefSeq and is a predicted model, not a curated record.
CAUAAAGUUUCUCUCGCCUCUCCCUAGGGUUUCCGUUUAAACGAUUGUGUUUCUCCGGCGCCGCCGCGUCUUUUAGGCGGUUGCCGGAGCCCCUCUCCUCUGUUGUUUCCCUUCUCUUCCGCUUCUCCUGUUUUAUCUUUGUAUUCUUGUCUCGUUUUUUCGGCGGAGGUGGUGCUCAAUCGUAGAUCUCUGGUUCAGAUCUGGCAAGCUCCGAUGCAGAUCUGGGUCGUGCAUGGCGUCGUCGGUGUAGUUUGAGGACGGCUCUCCACUCGUCAUGCUCUUCUCUAGCUUCUGUUCUGGGCUUUCUGUCCGGAGGUUUUUCCCUCUUCUACGGUGGAGUUUCGCGAGUCUGGUGACGCGUGAGGCGUUGGUUAGUGUUCCUUAGGUGACACUAGGGUUUGGGGUUCGUGAAUCUCAGAUCUCUCUCUUUGCUUUGAGUUCGCUGGUGGUCUCUGGUGGUUGCACGUUGAGUCUCUCCGUGAGUGGGUCUUGUGCCUGCUCCUGUGGUGGUCUUCGGUGGCGGCGCGUAGAAGCUUGUCCUCAACCCGUGUUUGUUGUCGACUUUUCCCCAAAGUUUCUGAGGUCCAAUGGUGUGUUCUCCUUGUCACCGUUUCUCUUUCCUUUUUGAAUCUUCAAGCGACUUUGGCUUCGUUGGAAGUGGGUUGGGUCUGUGAUGAAAGUUAAGCGUCAGUUUAGUAAUCGGCUCUCUUGUUUGCUUGGUGGUUUCUCUUCGGAGGUGGUGUUCUGAAUCGGUCCCAUUGCUCUAUAAGGGCUCUCGGGUUAAAGGGGUGUACACGGUUACGGGUUGUAUGGAUGGAGGCAGCAAUCUUCAUAUCGCCUCUCCGAACGACGGCAUCGUCGAUCUCGGGAUACUCCCCGUGCUGCCGGUUUAAGCUUCUUGAGUAAGUAAGUGAUUCCGUGGUUAUGAUUCUUUGGUCAGGUGGAGGCUUGUGGGUAUUAAGAAAGCUGUAGGAGCCGGCUGCAUCAGGGUUUGAGCCGCCCAUCUCUCCGGUCUCUCGUGGCAACCAGAUACUUGUUCUGCUUUGGCCUUUUCCCUCUGGUUCUUCCUCGCUACAUUAGCAGUUUGGUUCAAGUCCGGUCAUCAGCUUUUUCAAUUUGGUUAUUGUUUGUGUCAAGGUUCUUUGUUUAGUUUUAUUUUUUGCAUUUAGUCUUUAUGUAUCUUCUGUCACAAAUUCAAAAAUCUGGUCUAGUAUUUAACAUUUUACCAAAAAAAAAAAAGUUUUCUCAACUUAAAGAUCAUUCAUGUGCCACGAAUGCAUAAUUUGAAGGUGGAGAAUCUAGCAUAAAAUGUUAGGAAACAACCGGUUUUUGUCAAUUACAUAGAAACAGUGUUGGUUUAAAGAGUCAGAGUCAGUAUGAAUUUGUUUAAAUCCAUAGAAAAAUAGGGUUUUUGGGUUUUUCUCUUUUUAAAUGUUUUAAUAAAUGUUUUAAUAGUAUUGUACGGAAGACAGGAGGUCGAGAUUGUUCCAAAGCGGUCAGAGACGAUCUGAAGCCGAUAGCCAUAGAAUCAGUUUCACGCUGCUCAAGAUUCUUGAAAGUUUUCACUCACUCAAGGUACUCUUCGACGCUCUAUAUAAUGGAAGUAAGAUCUGCAACGAAGCUUCAGUGCCAACGUAUUGGCUGCAACGCCAUGUUCACCGAUGACGACAAUCCAGACGGUUCUUGUCGGUUUCAUGCCUCUGUACGUCUUCUUCCCUCCCUUUAUUUGAUUCAGUUUGGUUUUUCUUAUAACAUAUCAUAUAUAGGUCUAUAGUCUUGAGACAUUAUUACCCAACAUUAGACUUUUUGAUUGCUUGCAUAUUUAUUAGUCAACCCAUUGAGCUUGGGAGAUUUCGUUUAUUCUAUCCAUGGAAAGCUUGACUAGCACCACUGAGAGAUAUAAGGUAGCAACUAUGGUGGCAAUGAAACCUAAAGUUGAUGUAGUGUUUUUUCACCUCUUUGCCGAACCACCAAAUCAUUGUAAAUAAUUCCUCCCAGGCCGAAUCGAACCCUAGUGGCGGAAAUUACAGCCUUAACCCCUUUACCACCGUACCACUAGAGCUGGCUCGUUCUGGUUAAUGAUGUAGUGCAUUUAUAAGAACUAUUGUUCACAGAAGUAGGUCUUGCUGUUGUUAUCUUUCUUAGUAGCUUGGUAGCGAGGUACCAACAAUAGAAUGCAUCUUUACAAGUCUUUCAUUCUCAUCUAUGCUUGUUUGGAGAUUUCUUGUAUCUUUACAUAUUUUCAUUUACCACUUUUUUCCGGGCUGGCUUGGCUUUGACAUUUUGCUUUCGACUGGUUUUUGACCAAGCAGGGACCAUUUUUUCACGACGGAAUGAAAGAAUGGAGCUGCUGCAAGCAAAGAAGUCACGAUUUCACUUUGUUCUUGGAAAUUCCUGGAUGUAAGACAGGUAAACACACAACUGAGAAACCAGUUUUGGCCAAACCGGCUCCAAGACAACCUGUCACGGUUCCUACUUCAUCUCCACAAGCCGCCGAUGCUGCAACAAAAGACUCUUGCUCCCGAUGCCGCCAAGGCUUCUUCUGCUCAGACCAUGGCUCCCAGCCCAAAGAACAGACCAGGCAGCAGGCCCUGAGCACACCAGUACAAGCGGAAGAAGAAAAGACUGAGUCCUUAGUAGCCCCAGCUCCAGUUCAAAAGGUUGUUAUAGACAUUAAUCAACCCCAAGUGUGCAAAAACAAGGGAUGUGGCAAAACAUUCAAGGAGAGAGACAAUCACGAGACGGCUUGUAGCUAUCAUCCAGGUCCUGCGGUCUUCCACGACAGACUGAGAGGGUGGAAGUGUUGCGAUGUUCACGUGAAAGAGUUCGACGAGUUCAUGGAGAUACCUCCUUGCACCAAAGGUUGGCAUAGCAGCAGCGCCGAUCAAGCGGUCUGAUAUGUUUCCAUGUGCUUUUCAAAAGAAGAUUUACUAUCUUAUGGAAAAUAUCAUCGAUAACAGAUAUAUAUGUAAUGGUUAAAAUGCUCAUUGUACUGUUUUCAAUGCUUCCUUCCAUAAAGAUAUGGAUAAAUGUUUUUCUUUUCAA